This is a messenger RNA of Spodoptera frugiperda (fall armyworm), 4008 nucleotides long. It is a transcript of the gene Cap-G, whose product is annotated as condensin complex subunit 3. NCBI's taxonomy places the organism in Eukaryota, Metazoa, Arthropoda, Insecta, Lepidoptera, Noctuidae. The coding region runs from base 151 to 3987 and encodes 1278 amino acids. The record is from RefSeq and is a predicted model, not a curated record. Gene Ontology annotation, cellular component: condensin complex; condensed chromosome; cytoplasm. Gene Ontology annotation, biological process: mitotic chromosome condensation. The transcript is spliced from 28 exons.
GUUUGUGUUGUCAAAAAUUCAAAAACAAAACGGUCGUAGGCGCGAAUUUACGCAACGGAGUGAUAUUUCGUAAUAAAAUUCAAUUAUAAAAGACGAAUACUUGCGUUAUAAUAGUUUUACGGUAGUGUAAGGUUUAUUUAGAUUAGAAAAAUGCCUCCAACAGACGCCGAAGUGCCGCAACCCGUGUCGGCGGCAAAACCGAAUCCUCGGAACAAUCCAACAAUGUUUAAAAUAUUUCAAAACGUGCAAUACAAUGUGGUACAACACAAGAAAUAUGUUAAGGAAAUGAUAAAACUGUAUAAAAAGCUUGAUGAAGAUAGUUUCCGAGAGAGCUUCAGGAAUGCUCUACAAUACUUGUUCACGUUCGGUGAUACCAGUGCCAAUGUGGACAGGGUUGUACAGUUUGUGGCAACAUUCUGCACCUCCCUUGAUGAUGAGGAAGAGUUCUUGCUGUUCAUAUUCAAUAUUAUUUUUGAUUGUCAGUGUGUAUCCGGUCAGUCAGUAAGAUACAGAGCCAGUCAGCUGCUGGCAGCUGUACUCUCGGCUCUUGGUGAUGAUGCCUCCUUGGAUGAUGACCUCUGUGACAAGCUACUGGCCUCACAGAUGCAAAGACUACAAGACACCCGCGGCGCAGUACGUUGUCGCGCGGCGCUCGCUCUGCAGCGCCUGCAAAACCCCAUGGAGCCUGAUGAUGAAGUCACCAGGGCUUACCGGUUUCAUAUGAGCUGCGAUCCUAGUUCUUCUGUUAGAAGGGCGAUAGUAAUGUCGAUAGCGAAGUGCAGUCGCAACGUGCCAUUCGUGUUGGAGCGCCUGUGUGACGUGGACGAGGCGGUGCGCCGCGCUGCCUUCCUCUACAUCGCGGCCAUCAAUGUCACACAGCUGAGGGUGCGACAGAGAGUACUGACUUUAAAGGUCGGUCUAACUGAGCGCAGUGUCCGCGUUCGUCGUGUAGUGGAAGAGAUCCUCAUCCCUGGUUGGCUGAGUACCUUCCAGGGCAAUAUAGUGGACUUACUGAAGGCCAUACGAUUGGACAACGCACAUGAUGCCAAGGACUCGCAAUAUGUCGCUGGGAAACUACUGGAGUCAUUGUUUAAACGUCUACCAAUAUCAGAGCUCCUAGAAUGGCUACCGACAGACAAGAACUUGCGCCUAAUACCGGCCGAGAAGUUAAACAAGGAGACGGCGUGGUACUGGCGCCAUCUAGCGGAGCAUCUACAGAAGAUAGACGAUGAUGAUACUCUGGAGUCUAUUCUACCGGACUUGGUGGUACUUACUGGAUAUAUUAGAGCUAUCGUGGAGUCCCCGUGUCCCGUGGAGACGGACGACCCCGUGGGGUUCAGCACGCGGCAGUACGUGCUGCACGAGCUGGCAACAAUGCUGCGGGUGUACGACGCCACCGACCCCACCGGGAGGGGGGAACUGCAGACGCUCAUCACUGAUGUACUUACUGGUGACUACGGUCCAUUGAACGCGGACGUGAUACGCGCGUUCGUGAAUGCUUUGGAACUAGUGUUGCCUGAAAUAUCGGCCCGUAUGGAAGUUAUCAACGGGGUCAUCGGAGCUCUGCGCGACCCACCGGAACCUGAGCAGCCGUGUCUGCCGCCGCCCGUCGUGGAUUGCACUGAGGCCAAGUUACAGCGGGCCAGGCUUCGUGUAUCGUUGAACGUGGCCAUAGAAGCGCAAGAAGAAGCCGUCAGGGAGCAGAACUAUAGUCUAGCGGCCGAAUGUAAAGCUAAGGUGGCAGACAUACAAAAGAAAUUAGACGAGUUAUCCAUUCAGCCUGCGCCAGCGCCAGCACCAGUACCUAUCUCGACAAUAAAAGAGAAACUAUCGGACACGGCGACGUUGACAAAAUGUCUGACGAUACUAAACAGUGCCCUGGACACGCCACAAGUCAAGUCCAUCACUCCAAUGAUGCAGAUGAUCUUCAACGAGCUAGAGGUGGACAUCUUCCAGAAUCCAGAAAUCGUUGAGACUGCCCUAGAGACAGUGGCUCUUUACGGAAUGUUGGACAAGGAGUUUGCCAAGGAAAAUAAGGCAUUCUUCUUUGCUAAUUUAAUAGACACAUCGAACGAGCGUACAGUGUCGACGGUGCUGCGCUGCAUAGUGGACCUGCUGUGUGUCCACGGCGCGCGAGUCUUCGAGGACGACGCCCAGGAGGACACCACCGUCAACACUACUAAGAAACGGAGCACCUACCAUACUAGUGUUAUUGAUGAUGAUGGCAACAUAUCAGAGUCUGCUAUUUCGAUGUCACCAGCGCACAGUACGGUCAUCGAACUGCUACUAAAGAUUAUGGACAGUACUUGUUCAGCAUACAGGCUGAUCAUAGUGGAAGGUCUCUGUCGCCUCCUACACUUGGGACACCUCGAGUCUCCUGCCAUACUCAGCCGACUAUUACUACUCUGGUUUAACCCAGCUACAGUUGAUGAAGAUAUGCUGAGACAAACUAUUGGUGUGUUCUUCCAAACGUUCCCGACGACUGUUGAUGGUGCGCAAGAGCAGAUACAGAAAGCAACACUGCCCACUCUUCGAGCGCUUGCGAAUGCGCCAUCAAGCUCGCCUCUAGCUGAGAUCGAUCAAGAAGCAGUCGUUAGGUUCAUCGUGUCACUGACUCGAGUCAACCAUGAGUUGGCAGACAGCCAGGGCGGCAUGGCGACAGUCCUGUGUAACUACAUGGUGCGGCGGGCCUCCGCCCCCGAGGUGGGGCUCGCCUGCAGGCUGCUCGCACUGCUCUCUGUGCCCAGAGACGCUCUACUCGCUUCCGAGUUAGCACAUAUGCUUAGAGAUUUGUGUUUGAAAUUGCCAGACAAGCAGUCGUGCCGUAAUCUCACUCGGUACUUGGGUGCGUUAGAAGCGACUGAGCGAGCGAGCAUGAACAAAAUGUCUAACACAGGUAUAACAGAAGGAGUGACGAUGCAAGAAGACUCACUAGCACCACUUGGCAGAACGACCUCGUCAUUGCCGCAACCAAUAGCUCGUAGCACGCAUGUCGUCAUCAACGAGACUGUCGAGGAGGAGGUGGAGAUAGACGAGACCUCUCCUACUGAUGCCAUAUCUAGGAUAUCUGAAGCACCACCACAAGCGGAAAGCAGUCGGGCCGUGCAGGAGUCCACAACUACAUUACGAGAGUCGUCGGGGACCGACACGGAACCGAUGGAGACGGCGGACAAGCAAUCAGAGUCCAGCAGCGACGAGUCUCCUGUUAAAAGGGCUAAAAUUACUAAAAGCAAAAAGAAAAAGUUAUCCCUAAACCGACCAGCCAGUAGUUCGGACUCCAGCAAGCCUCCCAAGGAAAAAGCUGCCAAAGCCAAGAAGGAUGCUAAAGAGAAAGAAACCAGUGACCCAGAUAACAAGGGAGUGAAGAGGAGUCGGUCGCAGCGCUCCUUGGUUGAUGUUGAGAGAGCUAAAGCCAAAGCCGAAGAGAAAGCUAAAACAGAAGAAAAAUUGAAAACCGAGGAACCAGCCAAAACUGAACAAAAGACUAAACAAAACCAAACCAAGAGUAAAAAGAAACAGUCGCCAAAGGCCACAAUGUCAUCACAGGAAUCGUCGUCCCCCGUUUCCGACCUCGACGUGUCCAAUGUCACUGUUCGCAAGUCCACACGAGGCCUACAGUCGGGAUCCAGUACUGAGUCCAAUGGCUCUACCAAAGGAAAAGGGAAAAGUAAAAAGCAGCCAGAAAUGGAACCGCCAGCAGUCAGUAAGCCAGUCCGUAGAACUCGGUCGUCGACCGGGUCUCGCCGCAGCAGUGCGGGCUCAUCGCGGUCCAUGCAUGAUGACUCCGAUGACACUCUACAUACCAUCGUUUAUGAGAAGGAAUUUGUGCAAUCAAUACUGAAUGACUCCAGUGAGCUAGCAGACAGUAGGCGCAGUUCUAGAGCUAACGUCACCAUACCUGAAACUCCUGAUGCUAGCGAAGAGUCAGAAUCCGAACCCGAAACAAAGAAAAAAGGAAAGAACAAAAGAAAUGCCAAGAAGAAAUAAUAAUAAGUGAUUAAUUUAAUU